Pochonia chlamydosporia 170 is the source of this 744-nucleotide messenger RNA. RefSeq names its product GMP synthase. The record is from RefSeq and is a predicted model, not a curated record. NCBI's taxonomy places the organism in Eukaryota, Fungi, Ascomycota, Sordariomycetes, Hypocreales, Clavicipitaceae. Bases 1 to 744 code for a protein of 247 amino acids. The transcript is spliced from 3 exons. Gene Ontology annotation, cellular component: cytosol; nucleus.
AUGCCGCCCUUCCGACUCGCCAUUCUAGAGUGCGACACCCCCGUCCCCAACGUCGUCAAAGAACGCGGCUCAUACGGCUCCGUCUUCGAAACCCUUCUAUCCAAAGGCAUUGCCCAAAGAGACGACAACCUCAACUUUUGCGUAUUAAAAUACGAUGUGGUCCAGCAGCAGAAAUACCCAGACCUAUCUGACAUUGAUGGCAUUCUCAUCACCGGCAGCAAACACACGGCUUUCGCAGACGACGCCUGGAUCGUCGCCCUAGUAGAGUACAUUAAACAGGUUCUGACUACGUCCAACACACCCGUCGUGGGUAUUUGCUUCGGCCACCAAAUCAUCGGUCGUGCUCUUGGUGCCAAAACGGGUGUCGCCCCCGGUGGAUGGGAGAUUUCCGUUGAAAAAGUCAACCUCAGCGCAGAGGGAGAGAAAUUAUUUGGUGUUCCAUCAUUGAACUUACACCAAAUGCAUCGCGAUGAAGUCGCCACCGUCCCAGAAGGCCUCAUCUGUCUCGGAAGCAGUCCUAGAUGCCCCGUCCAAGGCCUGUAUAAGCCGAAAUCAGUGCUUUCUCUGCAAGCGCACCCCGAAUUUGACGACUUCAUCAUGACGGAGAUUCUGCAUGUACGACACAACCAAAAGAUAUUCAAUGACGACAUGUUCAGCGAGGCUCUGACGCGGUCUGGGAAUUCACAUGAUGGUGUUUUGAUUUCUACCAAGAUUUGGAACUUUUUUUUGGAUGCUGUUGCUUGA